This is a messenger RNA of Trichobilharzia szidati, 2912 nucleotides long. Lineage: Eukaryota; Metazoa; Platyhelminthes; Trematoda; Strigeidida; Schistosomatidae. The record is from the annotation of a GenBank genome assembly.
AUGCAAACGAAAAUCUACCAAUCAAAAUAUGCACAAGUGACCUUCAGGUGCUCAGCCUCUUCAAUAACCUGGACAUGAAUAAAGCAAAGAAAAGCUUUAUCUUUAUUCCAUCUGAAUUAACUGAAUAUCAUAUAUGGAGAAAUGUGUUGAAAUCAAAUUCUACCGUCUAUUUAUUGGGUUAUACACUACCUUGUAAUGUGCACAAUUCAACUAACGAGAAUAAUAAUAAUAAUGAAGUGGUAUUAAUUUUGGGGUUUUAUAAUUCACCACCGACUGAGAAUAAUCAAAUAUGUCCAUAUUGUUAUACGCGAAUUUACUCUGAGGAUUGUUUGCAUAUUUGUGCACGAAGUUUGAGAAAAUAUAAAUUUGAAAGUUCAUACAUUAAGAAAUACAAUCCUUUGUCAGAUGAUUAUAAUAAUAAUAAUGCGUCAAAUAUAUGGAUCAGUGUAGAUAUGAACACACUACCCUCCUCAUUGAAACAUGGUAUUAUGAUGAAAUAUACAAGUGGAUUUAAUUACCCAGGGAAUAAAUCAUCGUCUGAAGGAGAUUCAUUCAAUCGGUGGAUGUGCAGCAUUAUGCAAAAUGAAAUUGGUCAGCCCUUAAAUCACCUGAUUCGAUGGUUGAAUGAAUCUUCCGGGGAUACGAAUGAUAGUGACUGGGAUUGGCCUUCUUCUAUUCAGCACCAACAUAAAAUAGUAAAUUCUCAACCAGAGAGUGGACACUUCAUUCCAACUACAAUGAUUCAGUGUUGCACAAAAAUUAUCAAUAAAUGUGUCAAUUUCAGUUAUACCCUGUCUCUAAUUAAAUACCACUUUGAUACGGCUAAGCCACGGCCGCCGCCUCCACCGCCCCCGCAGUCGUCGUCUAUAGCAUCCUCGAUGAAGAAGUGUUCAACGAGUCUCUUGAAGAACAAUAAUGAUAAUAAUAUACAACAGAAAGAAAAGGAUAAUGUCAGGGUUAAUUCCUCGACGCGAAGUAUCCACCCUUCAGUAGUGUCAUGUUUAAUUCCAGAUGCUAGUCUAAGCAUGAUCGGUGCUAUCCAAUUACUGAUCUUAAUUUUAUGCUUAAUUACAGUUCCGUACAAAAGUACAAAUAAUCACAAUCACAGUUCUCAUUAUUAUAGCUACGAUGAUAAUGGUGAUAUGGGGAAUGGGAGAAAAUGUUGCAUACAAGAAUCACUCCCGCCACCACCACCACCGACGCGUCAAUCUCCUUCGCCUCCUCCUCCCCGUCGUUGUUGUCGUGAUUAUACCACUUCUGGGCUUUCAAUUUUACCAUCAUUUCCUCAUACUACUACUAACAAAGAUGACAGUAGUAGUAGUGGCCCUAUGAACUGGUUACCGAAUGAUUUAAAUUGUAAAAUUAUUCCAACAUUGGGAUUAUUUUAUUUAGAUAAUGAAGAAGACAAUUACACAUCGAAAUUAUCAUCCGCAUCGUCGUCGUCGUCGUCAUCAUCGCUGGCAGUAUCCUCAUCGUCUUGGUUUUCAACAGUACUGUCGACUUAUCUGCCUGCUUUAAUCUUGUAUAAUUCUACAAAUGAUAUCACCAGGUAUAUAUCGUCAUCAUCAGCAAAAUUUGAGGAUCGUUGUUGUUGGAUGAAUAUCUUGUAUCGAUGUGUUGAAUAUUUCACCUGUGAAUUAACCCGCCUACUGCUUUGGCUUGAAAGUGGUAAACCAGCUGGAUUGAAAAUGAAUCUUCAUUUGGCACAUUUAAUGGGACAAUUUUUCCUCUAUCAUAUAUUAGCCUGGCGUUCAUAUGUCACUUUCAUCAUUUAUAUACUAUUUAUUCAUGUAUUAAGUAUAUUACAACAAUUCACUGAGGUGGAUACAUUCAAUGUAUACUUUUUGGCCAAUUUAACAACUAUAAUUUGUUUAAUAUUUAGUACAGUUUAUCUACUGGCAACGACACCAACAUCAGUCUCUGAUGGUGAUGGACAGAGUGUAAUCCGCUUUCCUUUAAUCAUCAAAGUAUUCGUCGUUUAUUUUUCAAUAAUAUUACGUUUAAUGCUUGCCUUGCUAACCUGCCUACUAUUGGAUAUCAUUGAAUUGAUUACACUACAUUUGACUAGCUUUUAUAUCUAUGCUACUCACCUUCUUCGAUUACAAUUGAGAACAAUAUCUGCCUCAUGGCGUCUAUGCCGUAAUAGUUCUAAAUGGAAUCCAUUACGUCAUCGUGUUGAUAAAAUACCCGAUAUGUAUAUCGAUCCAAAUGAAGUCCUGUUAUCGAUUAGUUCAUUACAGAAGAAAAUUUCACUGUCAUCAUCAUCAUCAUUAGCAUCGUCAUCGUCGUAUUCAGCACCUCCAUCGUCACCAUCAUCAUUAUCAUCGUGGAGAAGAUUAUGGACAGGGGACAAUGGGAGAAGUAGAAAAGAAGUCAUAUGUGGGAGACGGAGAAGUGGUGCAGGGGACAAAGAAGUCACAGGUGGAGAAGAAGAUACACUGUAUAAAUUUGUAACAAAUAAACAAAAUUCUGAUAUGUUAUUCGAUCAGCUGACGAGGCAGAAAUGUGGUGUAUACCUUGAUCGUUUAUUGGUAUCGACUUUAUUGGGUCUUGGUAUUGGUUUGUGUUUAUUCUCAACGACAAUAGCAUUUUAUAUUACAUUCACAUGUAUCCAGUUAUGUUUAUUACUUGUAAAGAAUAUUUUAAAAUGUACAGUUUGGUUUAUUAUGGACUUUCCAUUGGAAUCAAUCGUGUUAUGGACAUGUAAUAGUCCUUAUUAUAAAACUAAACUAAUUAUAGAAGCGCCUAAAAUGAACUCGAAGCAUUUCAAGUGUUUACGAUUGAAACUGACAAGAAUCGAUUUCCAUGAAAUGUAUGCUGAAAGUCAUCUAGUACGGAAAGCUUUAUUUUCAAAAGGUUUAUCCUUCAGAGAAUUACUCCAUCGUGUUAUAUGUGCAGAAGAUAUUCGAUAG